AUGUUUCGUUUAGGAAGAGUUUUGCAACAUGCCACCAGUAAGGCACCUACUGUGUUUGGUGCAAAAGUAUACCAACCUACCAACAACAGCAUGGCUUCAUUGAUCUCUCGCUUCAGUCAAAUGCGCACUUACACUAGCAGCAACAAACCCCCUGUGGAAAGUCCUAGCUUUUUGACAGGUUUCAAUACACAAGGCAAUGCCAUGAACAGCAUCAAGUCUUCCGCUUCACCUUCUAGCCAAUUCAAGACAAAGAAGCCCACAACACCUGGUAAACGUUGGUUGAAGCGUGUGCCUCGUGAUCAUCUCUACAAGGGUAAAGCAGUUCGUAGUUUGACUGUGGCUAAACGCAGCUCUGGUGGUCGUAACAACACAGGUCGCAUCACUAUCCGUCACCGCGGUGGAGGACACAAGAGACGUAUUCGUGUGUUGGAUUGGCACCGUCAAGAAGCAGGCUCACAAACUGUGAUGCGACUCGAACAUGACCCUGGACGUACUGCAUGGAUCGCCUUAUUAAAGAAUGACACUACUGGAAAACUGAGCUACAUCAUCGCUCCUCACGGCAUCAAAGCUGGCGACAAAGUGACAUCUUACAGACAACAACAACAAGAAGAGCAGAGCCCCGAGGAUCCUGUGAUCACUCGUACAGUCGCAGUGGAUGCUGGUAAUUGUAUGCCUUUGAAGAUGAUUCCGGUCGGCACCAUUUUGCACAACAUUGGUUUGAAGCGCAAUGGACCUGCAGUCAUGGCAAGAGCAGCUGGUGCUUAUGCUCAAUUGAUCCAAACUGGAGAAACUGGUUACGCUCAAGUUCGUUUGUCCAGCGGUGAAGUUCGUUUAGUACCUGUGGAUGCAUGUGCUACUAUUGGUGCUGUCAGUAACCCUGAUCAUCAGCAUGAAAUGCUUGGUAAGGCUGGUAGAUCAAGAUGGCUUGGUAUUCGUCCCACAGUUCGUGGUAUGGCUAUGAAUGCUUGCGACCAUCCUCACGGUGGUGGUAGAGGUAAAUCAAAGGGUAACAAAGACCCUAGAUCUCCUUGGGGUGUAUUGGCAAAGGGUGGUAAGACCAGAAAGACACCUAAUCAAUUCGUGGUCAAGCCUAGACCAAGACGAUAA
Mucor velutinosus is the source of this 1107-nucleotide messenger RNA. RefSeq lists its product as uncharacterized. Gene Ontology annotation, molecular function: structural constituent of ribosome; transferase activity; RNA binding. Gene Ontology annotation, biological process: mitochondrial translation. Gene Ontology annotation, cellular component: mitochondrial large ribosomal subunit; ribosome. The record is from RefSeq and is a predicted model, not a curated record. The coding region runs from base 1 to 1107 and encodes 368 amino acids. NCBI's taxonomy places the organism in Eukaryota, Fungi, Mucoromycota, Mucoromycetes, Mucorales, Mucoraceae. The transcript has a single exon.